AUGGUAGAGCCAAGACGACCAGUCGAAGGGGACCAGAUCCUGACCAUCACGCCGAAUUUGCACAGCUUCCUCAAGCGCCUACGCGAAGACGAGCGCGCAAAUGACUACACAGCGACGUACUGGGCUGUUCAAGUAUGCAUUAACCAGAAGGACGUACCUAAGCGAAACAGCCAGGUCGCCAUGAUGGCUUCGAUAUACCCAUCACUGCGCCAUCAAAUUAACACCUCAACCCGGUUCACGCGAGCUUGGGUUAUUCAGGAGGUCGCCCUGGCGGCGGACUGCACGGUCCGCGUCUCCAAAGAUGUGUUUCGAUGGGAAUCGAUGGAUCUAGCGAUCCUCGCAUUUGCAACGAUAACUAAGAAGAGGGAAGGAAUCCUGUCGGGGGCGCCAGUGCUCAAGACGACGGCCGCCGCUGCAAUCCGUCAUAUCCAAUACUGCAGGAGGACGUGGACGAGCAAGAAUGCACAGGUGCGACGAGGCGACUUCCUUCACUUGCUGGGACGUCUGAGCGCGAUUAUGGACUGCACGGAUCUCCGGGACCGGGUUUACGCUUAUCUAUCCCUACAAGAUCAGCCACGGGCGCUUAAUGCGGACUAUUCACUAACGGUCGACGAAGUCUUUAUGAAAACCUCGGCCGAGCUUGCGGCAGCGAGUAAGGGUCUGGACAUCUUUGCGUACACGCGGUAUCCGCCCAUCGGGUAUGGUAGCAAAGUCUUAAGGGUGACCUCGUGGGCGAUAGAGUGGCAUUUGCCCAGCACGAGGAGCGGACUGACGAGGAGCGCUGGUUCAAGUUUUAGUGCGAGCGGCGGCUUUGACUACAACCCUAUGCCCUUGGAGCGACAUGGGCUUGCGCGGGCUCUCCGUUUUUCAAAGACCGGGGAUCCCUUCACCAUGAUGAGAUACCUGGAGUGGCCAUGGAUCAUCGAGAUGACGCCGAAUCUGUGGAUUGUACGUCCGGGGCGGCACUCCACCACCGGUUAG
Molecule: messenger RNA, 981 nt
Organism: Lasiosphaeria miniovina
Lineage: Eukaryota; Fungi; Ascomycota; Sordariomycetes; Sordariales; Lasiosphaeriaceae
Exons: 5
Coding region: 1-981 (326 amino acids)
Source: RefSeq, a predicted model, not a curated record